GGUCCUAAUUUUCACAAUGACGAAUAUACCCUCCUCCAGCUACUAUAUUACAAUUCUUCCAUUGAUAAAUGAGGCAACUAGGGUUUAGUGGUCGCUUAGCGAGAGGGAGAGAGUGAGUGUCAGGCAGCAGCGGCGCUUAGGCAAGAUGGGUAUUUCCAGGGAUUCUAUGCACAAGAGGCGUGCCACUGGUGGCAAGAAGAAAGCCUGGAGGAAGAAGCGUAAGUAUGAACUUGGUCGUCAACCUGCUAAUACCAAGCUCUCCAGCAAUAAGACUGUGAGGAGGGUUCGUGUCAGAGGAGGCAAUGUCAAGUGGAGGGCCCUGAGAUUGGACACGGGAAACUACUCUUGGGGUAGUGAGGCUGUCACACGUAAGACCCGUAUCCUUGAUGUGGUUUACAAUGCAUCGAACAAUGAACUUGUCAGGACACAAACUUUGGUGAGGAGUGCCAUUGUUCAGGUGGAUGCUGCUCCAUUUAAGCAGUGGUACCUUCAGCACUAUGGUGUCGACAUUGGUAGGAAGAAGAAGGCAGCAGCUUCUAAGAAGGAAACUACAGAGGUAUCUAUGGAGGGAGAAGGUGCAGCUGCAGCAGCAGAAGAAUCUAAGAAGAGUAACCAUGUUGCAAGGAAGCUUGAAAAGCGCCAGAAGGAUCGUAAGCUUGAUUCCCACAUUGAAGAGCAAUUUGGGGCUGGUAGGUUGUUAGCCUGCAUUUCUUCUCGCCCAGGCCAGUGUGGCAGAGCUGAUGGGUACAUAUUGGAAGGCAAAGAGCUGGAGUUCUACAUGAAGAAACUCCAGAGGAAGAAGGGCAAGGGUGCCGGAGCUGCUGCUUAGACUCAAUAUUACCCUGUUUCUGGUGUCAUUUAGUUGAUUUUGCUUGUUCUAGGUUUGGUUGGCCCUUUGAGCAUUGUCAUUUAAGAGGAUGAUAUGACUUAGCAUAAUUAAUAUGAAACAUUUUACUAUCUAGGCAUUUUCUUGAUGACUCUGCCUGUCAGAUGAUAAUUCUUUUGCGGCAUUAAGAAAAGAUACUAUUUUGUUUUGAUUAAAGUUUUGAAAUUGGAAUU
This is a messenger RNA of Pistacia vera, 1059 nucleotides long. RefSeq names its product 40S ribosomal protein S8-like. Bases 146 to 829 code for a protein of 227 amino acids. The record is from RefSeq and is a predicted model, not a curated record. Gene Ontology annotation, biological process: translation; maturation of SSU-rRNA from tricistronic rRNA transcript (SSU-rRNA, 5.8S rRNA, LSU-rRNA). Gene Ontology annotation, cellular component: cytosolic small ribosomal subunit; ribosome. The transcript has 5 exons. Gene Ontology annotation, molecular function: structural constituent of ribosome. NCBI's taxonomy places the organism in Eukaryota, Viridiplantae, Streptophyta, Magnoliopsida, Sapindales, Anacardiaceae.